AUGGAUCUGUUUAAGUUGAUUGCUACUACUCAUUCCAUGUUUUCAUCAGAAAGAGUGGUGCUUCCAAAAGCGGCGGGAAUUUAUGAAUUAGACAGCACAGCAUCUACCAACGCCCAAAUAGCAGCAUUGACAAAACAUGGAGAGUUAUUGGUGAAGUCACAAACAAAAGGAGCACAUGCAGUUAUAACUGGACCAUCCUGCGAAAACUGCAGAGCAAAUCACCUAACAGAAAAUUGCACAUCUAUGGGGUUUUCGGAAGAACGGAAUCAGCAAGCAUCCAUUAAGAAGCUGGAAACUCAAAUUGGUCAAAUUGCUCAACAGCUUGCAGAACGCCCACGAAGGACAUUGCCAAGCAACACAAUGGUCAAUCAAAAAGAGCAAGUGCAAGCUAUUAUGACUAGAAGUGGAGUGCAACUUCUAGAGAUACAUGUGAAGAGACCAGACAGAAAAGACAAAGAAGCAAUGGGUGAAGAGGCUGGGAUAGAAGCAGAGUUUGAACAACCAACCAAUGAAGAGGAUAAAAGGAUAGAAACACCCACAGUGAGAGCACCCAGCCCCGAGAAAGCUUAUGUGCCACCAAUUUCCUUCCCUCAGAGGCUACAGAGAAAGAAGUUGGACAAGCAGUUUGCCAAGUUUGUAGAGAUUUUCAAGAAACUGUUCAUCAAUAUUCCAUUUGCAGAUGCAAUUGCCCAAAUACCCAGCUAUGCUAAAUUCUUGAAGGAGAUCUUGUCUAACAAAAGAAAGUUGGAAGAACAUGAGAUAGUCUGCCUGAACGAAGAGUCUCUUGGAUUGGGAGAAACAAAACUUACAACAAUCUCAUUGCAACUAGCUGACAGAUCAAUCAAACGAUCGAAGGGGAUUAUUGAAGAUGUACUAGUCAAAGUUGAUAAAUUCAUUUUUCCGGCUGACUUUAUCGUUUUAGACAUGGAAGAAGAUUCAAACAUCCCUCUAAUCUUGGGAAGACCCUUCUUAGCUACCUGA
Messenger RNA from Olea europaea var. sylvestris, 981 nucleotides. RefSeq lists its product as uncharacterized. The transcript has 3 exons. NCBI's taxonomy places the organism in Eukaryota, Viridiplantae, Streptophyta, Magnoliopsida, Lamiales, Oleaceae. The coding region runs from base 1 to 981 and encodes 326 amino acids. The record is from RefSeq and is a predicted model, not a curated record.